CGUUAACCAAAUUGUAAAUUGCUUUGUUUGGGUAUUCUAUCAAUUGAUUGGCUGUUUUGAGUCUUCUCAUCGAACGCUUCGAAGAUGAAAGAAGAACUCUCUCGCUAACUCACAUCUCGCCCCUUAUUAAAACAAAGGGCACCAUCCAUACCUCAACGCUCCCCUACCCCACGUGCAAAACACCCCCAACCACUUAUGCGUGAAAACACGGAUGUCGAAAACUCCCUCAACAACGCCUAAAAUCAGCGCGUGGUGGACUUCGUAAUUUUCAACGCGCUUUAGGGGGCUUGUUUGCCCUAAUCGCCUGUGAGCGAGAUCUGGCUUCUUAUCCUGAAGAACCAAUGAAGCCUGCCCUUCCCUGAUAAAUCCAUAUAUCAACCAUGCCCCUCUUCGUGAUCUUCCUGCAACUCGGAUCGUCAAUCGGUUGAUUCGUCGGCCUACGCCUUCAGAUUCACGCUCGCUCUCCGAUUCGACUGAGUUAUCUGGUUUAGGAUGGAGCCGAUGGACAUCAUCGGGAAGUCAAAGGAAGAUGCUUCGCUUCCGAAAGCAACCAUGACCAAGAUUAUUAAAGAGAUGUUGCCGCCAGAUGUCCGUGUUGCAAGAGAUGCUCAAGAUCUUUUGAUUGAGUGUUGUGUAGAGUUUAUAAAUCUCAUCUCAUCAGAGUCUAAUGAAGUUUGUAGCAGAGAGGAGAAAAGAACAAUAGCACCUGAGCAUGUACUGAAGGCUUUACAGGUUCUUGGGUUUAGUGAGUACAUUGAGGAAGUUUAUUCAGCAUAUGAACAACACAAGCUUGAGACUCUGCAUGACUUGGCAAAAAGUGUGAAAUGGGGCAACGGAGCCGAGAUGACAGAGGAAGAAGCCUUGGCUGAGCAGCAGAGGAUGUUUGCAGAGGCUCGUGCUAGAAUGAAUGGUGGAGCCACUGCGCCCAAGCAACCAGACCCUGAACAAAGUUUAGAGAGCUAACUGUAGGAUCUUUAUUUUUCUUGAAUUAUCGUAGGCAAGCGUACUUGACUCAUCAUCCAUUUGUGCUUCUAAUAUGGCUUAUUAUGUACAAAGAAAACCAUUGACUAGUGUGCUGGCCUAUGCCAAUAUGCACUUUAAGUUGUAUGCUCGUUAUGGAUCCUUGUCUAUAAGUUAAUGUAAUUAGUAAGAGUUUGUCCAACCAAAACCCUGGUGCCCAAUUGUAUGUAAUUAUUUGGGUUUAUUUAGUUGCAGUUUGGAAAACUA
Messenger RNA from Prunus mume (Japanese apricot), 1227 nucleotides. NCBI's taxonomy places the organism in Eukaryota, Viridiplantae, Streptophyta, Magnoliopsida, Rosales, Rosaceae. The record is from RefSeq and is a predicted model, not a curated record.